UUGACAGAAAGAAUGUUCAAACAUCUUCAGAAAUGGUUUGUCACUCACUUUCUUGGGCGUCCUGCGCAAAGAGCAAGGCUGGUCUCCAAAGACGGAAGGUGUAACAUCGAAUUUGGCAACGUAGAGGCACAGUCGAGGCUGAUAUUCUUUGUGGACAUCUGGACGACGGUGCUGGACCUCAAGUGGAGAUACAAAAUGACCAUCUUCAUCACAGCCUUCUUGGGGAGCUGGUUCUUCUUUGGCCUCCUGUGGUAUGCGGUCGCCUACAUCCACAAAGAUCUCCCUGAGUUCCAUCCUUCCGCCAACCACACCCCUUGCGUGGAGCACAUCAAUGGCCUGACCUCAGCUUUUCUGUUUUCUCUGGAAACGCAAGUGACCAUUGGCUAUGGAUUCAGGUGUGUGACGGAACAGUGUGGCACUGCCAUUUUCCUGCUUAUCUUCCAGUCUAUCCUUGGGGUCAUCAUCAAUUCUUUCAUGUGUGGUGCUAUUUUAGCCAAGAUCUCCCGGCCCAAACAACGCGCCAAGACCGUUACUUUCAGCAAGCAUGCGGUGAUCAGUAAGCGGGGUGGGAAGCUCUGUCUCUUGAUCCGAGUGGCUAACCUUCGGAAGAGCCUCCUUAUUGGCAGUCACAUAUAUGGAAAGCUUCUGAAGACCACCAUCACGCCUGAAGGAGAGACCAUCAUUUUGGACCAGAUCAAUAUCAACUUUGUGGUGGACGCAGGGAAUGAAAAUUUAUUUUUCAUCUCCCCGCUGACAAUUUACCAUGUCAUCGACCACACUAGCCCCUUCUUCCACAUGGCAGCAGAAACCCUUCCCCAGCAGGACUUUGAAUUAGUGGUGUUUUUAGACGGUACGGUGGAAUCAACCAGUGCUACCUGCCAAGUCCGGACAUCCUACGUCCCAGAAGAGGUGCUCUGGGGCUAUCGUUUUGCUCCCAUGGUGUCCAAGACCAAGGAAGGGAAAUACCGAGUAGAUUUCCAUAACUUUAGCAAAACAGUGGAAGUGGAGACGCCGCACUGUGCCAUGUGCCUGUAUAAUGAGAAAGAUGCUCAAGCCAGGAUGAAGAGAGGCUAUGACAACCCCAACUUCAUCUUGUCCGAAGUCAGCGAGACAGACGACACCAAAAUGUAA
Messenger RNA from Lagenorhynchus albirostris (white-beaked dolphin), 1131 nucleotides. RefSeq names its product potassium inwardly rectifying channel subfamily J member 1 (gene KCNJ1). Gene Ontology annotation, molecular function: ATP-activated inward rectifier potassium channel activity. The transcript has a single exon. Bases 13 to 1131 code for a protein of 372 amino acids. Gene Ontology annotation, cellular component: plasma membrane. Lineage: Eukaryota; Metazoa; Chordata; Mammalia; Artiodactyla; Delphinidae. Gene Ontology annotation, biological process: regulation of monoatomic ion transmembrane transport; potassium ion import across plasma membrane. The record is from RefSeq and is a predicted model, not a curated record.